Pogoniulus pusillus (Red-fronted tinkerbird) is the source of this 3946-nucleotide messenger RNA. Its product is annotated as mesoderm induction early response protein 3-like. Gene Ontology annotation, cellular component: nucleoplasm. NCBI's taxonomy places the organism in Eukaryota, Metazoa, Chordata, Aves, Piciformes, Lybiidae. The record is from RefSeq and is a predicted model, not a curated record. The coding region runs from base 295 to 2001 and encodes 568 amino acids. Gene Ontology annotation, biological process: negative regulation of transcription by RNA polymerase II. The transcript is spliced from 13 exons. Gene Ontology annotation, molecular function: histone deacetylase binding; transcription corepressor activity.
GGAAAGUGGCCUGGGGCGCUGGCUUUCGGCUGGUUCUCUGCGGGACCGUGCCACCGGCAAGCCCCCUGCACCAUCCUCGUAAGGCGCUUCCGGGGCGGCGAGGCGGCGCGAGAUGGGUGUCGAGGUGGCCAGGCGGUCAGCAGGCGCCGAGAGUCUGCGCGACUAGGCCGCGCUGCGGGUGUCGGGUUCGCAGUCUGCGGGCAGCCGACAAGCUGCGGGGGAGGGACACAUCCACUGCAGCGGUCCCUGAGGGGCGCAGGAGGGGCUGGCGGCUGCACCGCUGCGGCGCGAGCGAUGGAGAAACGCUCGGCGGGAGGGAGGAGGAGCGAGCAUUGGGCUAGGAACGGUAAAAAGGCUUCCUUUGGGAGUUCGAGCCCAGUUGGCUCUUUAUCAUCUGAGGAUCAUGACUUUGACCCUUCUGCUGAAAUGCUGGUACAUGAUUAUGAUGAUGAGCGAACUCUUGAAGAAGAGGAAAUGAUGGAAGAAAACAAACAUUUCAGUUCUGAAAUAGAAGAUUUAGAAAAGGAAGGAAACAUGCCAUUGGAAGAUUUACUGGCAUUCUAUGGCUAUGAACCUGCAAUUCCAGUUAUCACUGGUUCUAGUGUGGAUAGCUCUCCAAGUGAACUUGCCAAUGAACUUCCAGAUAUGACUUUAGAUAAAGAGGAAAUAGCUAAGGAUCUCUUGUCAGGUGAUGAUGAAGAAACACAGUCUUCUGCUGAUGACUUGAUGCCAUCGGUCACUUCACAUGAGGCUACUGACUUCUUUCCUCGGCCAUUAAGAUCAAACACUACAUGUGAUGGGGAUAAGGAGUCAGAUAGCGAAGAUGUAGAGGCAGACAAUGGUAAUUCAUCUGAAGAUUUGAGAAAGGAAAUAAUGGUUGGUUCACAGUAUCAGGCUGUAAUUCCACCUUACCUUGGUAGAUACAGUGAUAAUGAAAAGGCCUAUGGAAAUGAAGAUCAUUUACUUUGGAAGCCUGAUGUGAUCUCAGAAAGUAAAGUUAAAGAAUACCUUUUUGAAACCUUCUUAAGAACGGGAAACAAAAACAUGAUUGGCAGGAUUCCUGAAGGACUGCAUACAAGGGAUAACGAACAAGCUCUAUAUGAACUUCUCAGAAGUAGCCAUAAUGUUAAAGAAGCACUUGAAAGAUACUGCUCAAAUGGAAAGGCAUCUCAAGAAGAGAUGACAGCAUGGACAGAAGAAGAAUGCAGAAGCUUUGAACAUGCGCUUCUGAUUUAUGGUAAAGACUUUCAUCUUAUACAGAAAAACAAGGUAAUAACCAGAACAGUUUCUGAAUGUGUGGCUUUCUAUUACAUGUGGAAAAAGUCAGAACGUUAUGAUUACUUUGCUCAGCAAACAAGAUUUGGAAAGAAGAGAUAUAACCAUCAUCCAGGAGUUACGGACUACAUGGAUCGUUUGGUAGAUGAAGCAGAAGCCCUUGGUGGAGCAGUACGUUCUUCAGCCUUAACAUCAAAUACUCGAACAGAAACCAUUCCUGACCCACAGCUAAGCAUUCUGAGCUCUAUCACUGCCAAUGAGUUGACAGCAUUGACAAACAGUGUAGCUACAGUCUGCCACAGUUCAGAUGUGAACUGCCUGGAUGGUGCCUUUCCUCCUAUGGACAACUUACCCCGAGCACCCGUUAAUCAUGUGCCUAUUGGAACAGAAGAAUUGCUUAACUUGCCUAGCAAUGGUGAAAGUGAUUGUUUUAAUUUAUUUGAGACUGGCUUUUAUCAUUCAGAGCUAAACCAAAUGAACAUGUGUAGUGAGGAGACAGAAAGACCUGCAAAGAGAUUGAAAAUGGGAAUUGCUGUCCCGGAAUCCUUCAUGAAUGAUGUCUCUGUAAAUAACCUUGGUGUGGACUUUGAGAACCACACACACCGUAUUACCAGUGCCAAAAUGGCUGUUUCAGUGGCUGACUUCAGCAAUUUAUCUGCAAAUGAGACAAACAAUUUUAUCAACACACAUGCUCUUCACCAACCUAAUGCUCUUCAUUCAGAAUGACUAUGGAAAAUAAGCAAACAGUGGGUACUUUAUGCAGUAGUAGUAAACUUGAUGAAAGCUAUCAGGUUUGUUUAGUCUUUCACUGGAAGUUUGAACAUUGACAUCAGUGAUGUCUUUUUAUGUAUAGAACUAUAUCUUGAUUUAUCAAGAGUUAUUUCUUUUUUUAGUCCUUAAACGUGGAAAUGUUCAUCAGAGUUUGGGAUUAGAAAAACUCUGUGGUGCAGCUUUAAACUAUGCUUCAAUUUUAAAAUUUUAUUUUAAAGCCUGUAGACAGGCCACUCUUUCAAAACCAGCACAAAAUGAUGAAAUGAUUGGAGUGGCAUUCUAGUAUAAGUUACUUUUGCUGUAACAGAUGCAGUGUAAUAAUGUUUACAGGUACUGAUCCCAAUCCCUGCUCAAUGUAGCAUUUUAUUUUAUUAUAAAGGCAGGGAUGGGUUUCUUUAACUGAAACUGCACAAAUGUACAAGGAUGUUUUUUAAAUGGAUGAUUCUCUCAUGUUGUAUUUAACUAGAGCACAUCAUUUUACAAAACAGCAAAUUCAUUUUGGUGGAAGCUAGCACAAGGGACAUAACAUGAGUCAAGUAUGAAGACAUACAUUUGGAUGCUAUUGCAAAAUUAUAGGCCAUGGCUACCUUACACAAAAGUAAUUAUACUGCCAGAGAUACCUGUGUACUUUAAACUUACUGUUUUAAACAUGUAUUUUAGGCUAUUAUGUUCAGGUGGAUUCUGUCCACAACUUCAAAGAUUAAUGCACUCCUAUAACUUUGCUUUCCAAAGGCAAUUGACACAUAAAGCUACUGUCUACACACCUUAGGAUUUACCACUGAAAAGUCAGUCUGUGAUUUGGAAGAUAGCUUAAAUUGUUUGGAGCACUGCAAUUCAAAGUAUUACAGUUUUGAGUGAAUAUCUAUGUUAAUAUAGAAAAAGUAAGAACCUUGAACUAUCCAUUUGAUUUUUUUUCUUCAAUGUGAAUUGCAUUUCUUUGUUUUGUCAAGUCAUUGGCUCAAAAAUGACACUUCGCUACUUCAGUCAAAUAGGAAAGGACAACUAAAAAUGUUUUCCGUUAAAUCAAUUCUUUAACUUCAGUAAGUUUUAAUUUUGAACACUGGAUGCAAUUUAUCCGUGCAGUUUGCCUUGCAGAUUGUUUGUUCUAAUUCUUGUGUGAGAAUAAUACUUGGGUAAGAUUACUCCUUUCCUUUAUUAAUUUUCCUUGUACUGUCCAUAUUACAAAUUUAAUUACCACACACUUGUUUCCAUUAUUGAAGUGAUUAUGUUAUUGAUAUUAGUGAUUUGAAUAUUUGAAAGAGAAGAGAGUAUUUAUAAAUACCAUUAACUGCAUUGACAUCCUGACUUUUGAAGUCAGGGUAUUGAGUUUUCUUUACAGUGUUGUAAUGAAUAUUGUUUUGAAGCUUUAAGCAAUAGCCCAUUUGCUGUUUUAAAAUAAACUAGUUUAGCACAGUGGACAAAAGUAGAGAUAUUUUUUUAUUCAAUUCUUCCACAUCUGAAAUAUUUAAUUCAAAUAAGUACACAGUAAAUAAUGGGUAGCCAUGGCCUUGUGUUGUACUCUGACAUUUUCAGUGAAGUUGUCAGCUUCUUGUUGUUGUAUUUUGUGCUGAACUGUAUAUCUUAUUUGUUUGGUUUAUGAAUCAAAACAUUAUAUGUAAUUUUGUAAAAUACUGGCCAUAAUUAUUCAUUGUUAUACAUUCAAGUUUAUGAGUUUACAGUGAGUAGUUGGUCUGUAUAAAAACAAUACAAAGAUGACUGAAUGCUUAUACCAGUUGCACUUAAAUGAACAUACCCAUUCUCAUUACAUGAUGCAGUAAUAUAUUCAAUUUAUCUAUGCAUUGCUGGGCUCUUAAUGUAGACAGAGAUUUGUCUAAGGUUUGGGUUGUCAGCAAGUUGAAUGGACACUUUAAUAAAAUACUGUUGACCAAAAUUCAGAAAA